Molecule: messenger RNA, 1135 nt
Organism: Pyrus x bretschneideri (Chinese white pear)
Lineage: Eukaryota; Viridiplantae; Streptophyta; Magnoliopsida; Rosales; Rosaceae
Product: nudix hydrolase 2
Exons: 8
Coding region: 114-959 (281 amino acids)
Molecular function (GO): NADH pyrophosphatase activity; ADP-ribose diphosphatase activity; NAD binding
Source: RefSeq, a predicted model, not a curated record
GGAAAAUAAGAAGGCUAUUUUAGUCAUUAAAAACAUUAUUCGAGUUUGGUGUUGGUUGAGGGCCGAGGGCUGAGGCUCAGCUUCGUCGUAGACAUCGAACAACAACAUUAUCAAUGGCCGCUGAAGGUGAAACUAGUUCAGAAAGUCUUGUUCUAAGUGGUAUGCAUGACCAUUACGGAGGUGUCAUCGUCCACAUCAACGACAAUGAUCCCAUUGAUCCUGCCACCUUCCUUUCAUUGCUUACCUCCUCUAUUGCCCACUGGAAGCUUCAGGGGAAAAAGGGUGUUUGGAUCAAGUUGCCUAUAGAACGAGUCAAUCUUGUUGAAGUUGCAGUCAAGGAGGGAUUCUGGUACCAUCAUGCAGAGCCUAAGUAUUUGAUGCUCGUGUAUUGGAUUCCACAAUCCUCUCACACUCUUCCUUCCAAUGCCACCCACCGUGUCGGAAUUGGCGCUUUCGUCCUCAACCCUACCACCAGACAGGUGCUAGCAGUCCAAGAAAAGAGCGGGGUUUUACAGGGGACAGGUGUGUGGAAGUUCCCUACUGGAGUUGUAGACGAGGGAGAAGAUAUCUGUGUAGCUGCUGUGAGAGAAGUCAAAGAAGAAACUGGAAUUGACUCGGAGUUUGUAGAAGUUCUAGCAUUCAGGCAAAGCCACAAGUCAUUCUUUGAGAAGUCAGAUUUAUUUUUUGUGUGCAUGAUGCGACCCCUUUCCUUUGAUAUCCAAACGCAGGAACAUGAGAUUGAAGCAGCCCAGUGGAUGCCAUUUGAUGAGUAUGCAGCCCAACCGUUUGUCCAGAAUAACGAGCUUCUGAAAUACAUCAAUGACGUAUGCAAAACAAAGAUGGAUGGGCAGUAUUCAGGAUUUUCUCCACUACUUGCAUCAAGUUUUUAUGACCAAAAGGCGAGCUACUUGUACUUGAAUAAUACUAGUAAGGCGCCCAAGAGAGACGGUGGAGUUUGAUCAUCUAUCGGUCCUUGAAAUUUCGGAGCAAGGCAAUUUAUUUUGUAAUCCAGAAAAUUAAUGGACGAAUUUAUGCCUUUCGCCUUUCUGAAGUAUACACUACACUGAUGCAGUGUAACAACCACCAUGUAAUAAGAACCAUGGUUUAAUAACAAAUUAUCUCCAGUCUUUGUCAA